UUUCACCUUUUCCAUGCUGGGUUGGCGGCCAUGUUGGUGUUGGUGAUGUGUGUUGCGCAAGACGAUGCGGCUGAACACAAAACUAGAUGGUAUUUUACUUUAUUUACUUGGAAGAUCAUACUUUAGAUCAAAAACAUCAUAUGUGUAUUUCAUGGUACAGUUCAAAUAAAAUAAUAAUGAUGAUGAUAAUUAAAAAAAAAUGUUGCCCUUCAUUCACAACCAUACAAAGUGUUUACAAAAUAAGGUUCCAUUUGAUCCACCAGAAGGGGUGUAGCUUUCGUGAAAUUAAUUAAUUUCACUUUAACUUACUUUGAUUUAAUUUUGACUCAGGUAUCUUUAAUAUAACGUCUUUGGGGCACCUAAUGCUAAUGAUGCUAACUUCAGGGUAAGCCUACAAAAGUACACAAUCACUGCUGCCAACACUGUAGAGGUAAGUUACCCAUUUUACCAAGUGUAAAUCCACACCUGACUACAACCAGAUGAUGUUUGAUCAGGAUUUAUCUUAUUGUCUUUAAUAUGUGUCUCUAUUAAAAUAUAAAACAAACUCAAAGUGUUAUUGUAGCCUUCUGGGGCUCAACGGCAGCCGACUGACUGACUUGACAGUUGAGCUUUAUUCUGUGGUUGCCUAGCAACGCCAACUAGAUGGGACCCAGGUGCACGGCAGCCACCAGACACCGGUUGAUGAGAUGGUCCACUCGGCGUUACGCUACAUCUAAAUACCCGACAAAGAGCGGCUGUUCACCCUGGACGGAGUAGUCCGAGGUGAGCUAACCAGACGGUGAGGGCGGACCACAAAAACCAGAGCGAAGCGAGAGCGUCUUUUUUUUUCUCUCUCUCUCUCUCUGUCUUUGUCCGUCCGCGUCACCCCGCACCGUGGCCAGAAGACCCCCGUCGCUUGUCUGACCGGCGACAACCAUGAGCCAGAGGUUUACCGUCUCCAAGAGCGACGGCGACCGGCGCCCCUCAGACAUCCAGGGGGAGGUGAACCAGCUGUUUGAGGGAGACGAGCCCCCGACCAGCAGCGGCGCGGAGGGGGAGGACGCAGCCGGCGCCGAGGAGGUGGUGGUGGUGCUGAAAGGCGACAGUAACCCCAAGGAGAGCAGCCCCUUCAUCAACAGCAGUGAUGCUGCCACAGAGAAGAGCCAGCAGUAUGACGGCAAGAACAUGGCCUUGUUUGAGGAGGAGAUGGACACCAGCCCCAUGGUGUCAUCUCUUCUCAGCAGCCUGGCCAACUACUCCAACCUGCCCCAAGGUAGCAAGGAGCACGAGGAGGCUGAGAACAAUGAGGCCGAGUCAUCGCGCAAGAAACCCGUCAAGGCCCCCCAGCUCGGCACUCUGAUGGGUGUCUACCUGCCGUGCAUCCAGAACAUCUUCGGCGUGAUCCUCUUCCUCAGGAUGACCUGGUUGGUGGGAAUCGGAGGCGUCAUCGGGACUUUCAUCAUCGUCUUCAUGUGCUGUGCCACAACCAUGCUGACUGCCAUCUCGAUGAGUGCCAUCGCUACCAAUGGAGUAGUGCCAGCUGGAGGCUCCUACUACAUGAUAUCCCGCUCCCUGGGCCCUGAGUUCGGGGGAGCAGUGGGGAUCUGUUUCUACCUGGGGACAACCUUCGCUGGAGCCAUGUACAUCCUGGGGGCCAUUGAGCUCCUCCUGAUCUACAUAGCGCCCAAGGCGGCCAUCUUUCCCCUGGAGGGCCUGGAGGGUGCCGAGGCAGAGGCCGCUCUGCUGAACAACAUGCGCGUGUACGGCACCAUCCUACUGACCUCCAUGGCCACGGUGGUCUUUGUCGGCGUGAAGUACGUCAACAAGCUGGCCCUGGUGUUCCUGGCCUGCGUCAUCCUCUCCAUCCUGGCCGUCUACGCAGGGGUCAUCAAGACCGCUGUGGAACCUCCAGUAUUCCCAGUAUGCAUCUUGGGCAACCGUACUUUGGUGUGGAAGACGUUUGAUGUCUGUGCCAAGACCGUUGAGACGGCUAACGGGACAGUCACCACCCAGCUGUGGCGCAUGUUUUGUGACUCAGCGCUCCUCAACGCCACCUGCGACAAAUACUUCGCAGCCAACAAUGUGACUGAGAUCCAGGGCAUCCCAGGGGUCACCAGCGGGAUCUUGGCAGAGAACCUGUUUGGGACCUACUACGAGAAAGGGGAUCUGAUUGCCAGAAAUGACAUGGACUCUGUGGAGGACCCUGACGACCCUCUGACCAGCGCAAACCGCUACGUGUUGGCCGACAUCACCAGCUUCUUCACGCUGCUGGUCGGCAUCUACUUCCCCUCCGUGACAGGGAUCAUGGCUGGCUCCAACCGCUCUGGAGACCUGCGUGAUGCCCAGAAGUCAAUCCCCAUUGGAACCAUUGCAGCCAUCACCACCACCUCCACUGUCUACAUGUCCAGUGUGUUUCUGUUUGGUGCCUGCAUCGAGGGGGUGGUCCUCAGGGACAAGUUCGGAGAAGGAGUCCACGGGAACUUGGUGAUCGGCACGUUGGCUUGGCCGUCACCGUGGGUGAUUGUGAUUGGCUCCUUCUUCUCCACCUGCGGGGCGGGGCUUCAGAGUCUGACAGGAGCUCCUCGUCUCAUGCAGGCCAUCGCCAAGGACGGCAUUGUGCCCGCCCUUCGGAUCUUUGGCCAUGGAAAGGCCAACGGAGAGCCCACAUGGUCCCUCCUGCUGACAGCUUGUAUCUGCGAGAGCGGCAUCCUUAUCGCUUCCCUCGAUGCAGUGGCUCCCAUCCUCUCCAUGUUUUUCCUGAUGUGCUACAUGUUUGUGAACUUGGCCUGCGCUCUGCAGACGCUGCUGAGAACUCCAAACUGGAGACCUCGCUUCAAGUUCUACCACUGGACUCUGUCCUUCCUGGGGAUGAGCUUGUGUCUCACCCUCAUGUUCCUCUGCUCCUGGUACUACGCCAUCGUCGCCAUGGUGAUCGCCGGCUCUAUCUACAAGUAUAUCGAGUUCGCAGGUGCGGAGAAAGAGUGGGGUGACGGGAUACGAGGUCUGUCUCUGAGCGCGGCACGUUACGCCCUCAUGCGGCUGGAGGAAGGUCCCCCACACACCAAGAACUGGAGGCCCCAGCUGCUGGUGCUGGUUAGCACAGACGCAGAGCAGAACGUGGAGCAGCCUCGUCUGCUCUCUCUGACCAACCAGCUGAAGGCGGGCAAAGGUCUGACCAUCGUUGGAACGGCUCUAGAGGGAAGCUUCCUGGCCAACUACGAACAGACCCAGCGUGCAGAGCAGGCGCUCCGUAAACUGAUGGAGACCGAAAAGGUGAAGGGCUUCUGUCAAGCGACCGUCUCGUCGAACCUGCGUGAUGCCACUUCCCACCUCCUCCAGGCCAGUGGGCUGGGAGGCCUGAAACAUAACGCUGUGCUGGUGUCUUGGCCACGCAACUGGAAGCAAGGAGACGAACACCAGACCUGGAGGAACUUUGUUGAGCUGGUCAGAGAAACCACCGCUGCUCACCUGGCUCUGCUCGUCCCGAAGAACAUCGCUGCCUUCCCGUCCAAUGGAGAGCGCUUCACCGAGGGUCACAUUGACGUGUGGUGGAUCGUCCACGAUGGAGGCAUGCUGAUGCUGCUGCCCUUCCUUCUCCGCCAGCACAAGGUUUGGAGGAAGUGCAAGAUGCGCAUCUUCACCGUGGCCCAGAUGGACGACAACAGCAUCCAGAUGAAGAAGGACCUGACCACAUUCCUCUAUCACCUCCGUAUUGAUGCCAUGGUGGAAGUUGUAGAAAUGCACGACAGUGACAUCUCAGCCUACACUUACGAGAAGACCCUGGUGAUGGAACAACGGUCGCAGAUGCUGAAACAGAUCAACCUGACCAAGACCGAGCGCGAGAGAGAGAUCCAGAGUAUCACCGAUUCAUCCCGAGGGUCUAUCCGCCGUAAGAACCCGGCCGCUGUGACCACCCAGCUGAGUGUGACAGAGGACCCGCCAGCAGCCAGCAAGGAGGAGAAGCCCGAGGAAGAGUCAAAGUCGGCCUCUUCCCCUGUAUCCCCCCCUGACCAGGUCCAGCUCAUCCAUGACAAUACCACCCCAACCAGCCCCGCAACCCCAGCCACCCCGCUGACCCCCGGAGAGGGGGCUCAGAGCCCCGGGGAGCAGGUCCAGAUGACCUGGACUGAGAAGUGCGAUGGCGAGCCAGCCAAGCCGCCUGGUGCAGCCACACCAGAGGGCAUCAAAGACAUCUUCAACAUGAAGCCUGAGUGGGAGAACCUGAACCAGUCCAACGUGCGACGCAUGCACACAGCGCUCCGGCUGAAUGAAGUCAUCAUCAAAAAGUCCUCAGAGGCCAAGCUUGUCCUCCUCAACAUGCCCGGGCCACCCAGGAACCGGACAGGUGACGAGAACUACAUGGAGUUCCUCGAGGUCCUCACUGAUGGUCUCAACCGGGUCCUCCUGGUCCGCGGAGGCGGCCGUGAGGUUAUCACAAUCUACUCCUGAAAAAGCAGUCCCCUCCCCAGUUACCACCUCCCACCCCCCUCAGCCAUGUUCCUGUGUCACCCGUACUCCCACCCCCUCAUCAGCGCUUCUUCAUCAUUAUGUCGUUUAUUUCUGUAAGAUAGUCCUCUCACACCCAACCAAUAGCCCAGCUCAGCUUCAGCACCUCUCCCUCAGCUCCAUCCCCAGCAGACCAAUGAGCAGUGUCACACGCUCAGCUACCACACCCUUCAUACUAGUCCAGCAAGCUACUAUAACUAGCGUAGGCUCUAGACUCAUUUUAGAUGCUGUCUAGAUUUGUCCUUACAGCGACAUUGUAUUUCUUUGCUAGUCUGUAAUCUACUGUAGUAACUCGCAUAGAGUGAGAGUCACUCGGUGAGGAGGAGGAGGAGGAGGAGGAGGAGGAGGAGGUGGUGGGUGCGGGUUGUUAGCUGAGGUGUGAGCGCACAUGCAUGUGUGUGUCCGUCUUUGUCUAAAUCUCUGCAGAUUCUUUGUUUUCGUUGUUUUCCUUAUUUGUUUUGGGGCUUUUUUUUUCUAAUACAAAUGUGGCAUAGCAGCGGCUUCUGCUCGGAAAGAACGAGAGCCAGCUGACAUGAGCUCAGUGUAGGAUUUGUCUGUUUAGUUCCCCUCGUUGUGAUCGGACACCUCCCACAGCGCUCCAGCCUGUCGUCUUUGACGUGAUUUAUCUUUCAAGGCAAAAAGACACUGCUACCCACGGUCAGGAGCACCAGCUGGAAGGAGGAGAAUAGAAGUCGUUGGGUAUGAACUGUGAAAUCUCACAAAGAAGACCGAAAAAAAAGGCACGUGGAUCCAAACCUGCAGUAUUCUCUCGAACCUUAGCAUGGCAUCCUUAUAACUCUGUGUGUUUUUUACUCCACUCGUUCUGUUAGUGCCAUCAUGUUCCUCCUUUUCAUUUCUUAGUGGCUGUUUAUCCCUGUGGCCACUGUUAGUGCCAAAAAAAUAAAAUAAAGAAUCCAACAAGGCUAGCUUAGUCUGUAGAGAUUGACACGUAAUUAAACUGUGAAUAGUGCGUUUCCUAGCAGAAGGCUGGUGUGACAGCAGAAUGGGGAGACAGUACAAACCGCCGCCCCCCCCUCCCCGAGGAGAUUAUCAUUGCCAGCACCCCUCGACCCCUCGUGUGGAUCACUGUAAAUAAUGUACAAGCUCUGACGCGUUGUUCAGUAUGAGUGUAGUAUUUUUGUGACAUACUAAAAAGCUUCUAGUGGAGAGAAAACGUUCCCUUCGUUCAGAGGGGACAAGCUCGACAAAAAAUGCUGUUUUUAAAAGUUUAUUUAUUUAUUUAUUUAUUGGAUGGCAUAGGCUCCUGUCACAAUGGUAACUGUCAUUGUAACCUCGACAAGCACUGCACCUGCACUGUCCGCCACUGUGCAACACGUGAAAUUUUGAUGAAUUCAUCAAGUUCAUUAAAUGAAGAAAAAAUAAAAUACUAAAUGUUAUUUUUUCAUCUAGAGAACAAAUAUGUAUUUAUGUUUAUAGACAGAAGUUACACAUAUUGAUGAAAUAGUUGUAUGUCAUUUUGUCACUCGAAGAUAUAUCGUUGUUUUUUUUUUUUCCUUUGCCUGAUUUAGAUACAUUAAAUGUGCCAUAUCAAAGUAUUUUUCAAACGGAAACAGUGAACAAAAAAAAAAUUCUAUUGCUUAAGUUGGAGAGAACAAAGUGUGCUAAAAAAAAAAAAAGACAACCUGAGGUGUCGACGUGAAACUGACGCUGCAGUUGGAAAGUCACCCUGUAGAUGAUGAAGGAGUAAAUGUUCAGACCUCCGCGGAAAAAACCCACCAGAUUUAAAGUCAUCAUAUCAGCAAGAGUUUGAACAUCUAUGGAUUGAUUGUUUAUAGGGUCUCUCGUAUUAAAGUAAAUAACAGAGAGGACAAUGGCUUCUGUAGCUAGGAAACUCACUUUGUCCACACGGCUGAACUCUAUGCAGUAGACUCUCCAGUGAGAUUUUAUAUCCUCUAGAUUGGUUUGAAGAUUUGAGCCACACACGUCCCUGACUGAAUGACUUGUGAGCAAAUCAUAUUUAGGUUUUAAACAAACAAAAAAAAAGAAAGAAGUGCAUCUUGGAAAGGAAUGUGCAAUAGUUGAAAUCCGGACUCAUGUGAUCAUGUUAUUUAUUUUUUUACACAUAUAUUUUGUAUAUGUAGAUUUCGUAAGUCUUUAAACAAAACAAAAAAAAAAAACCCAGAAUCAUCUCACUCUGACCAAGGACAGCUGUCACUUUACUUUGAUUUGGUUUCUUUCUUUCUUGAAGAAACUGUUUUUGGUCAUUUGCACUUGUAGUAGAAAUAUGAAUAUAAAUAAAUAACGUAUAUAUAUACAGUAUAUACAAUAUAGGGAAGCAAAACAAAUUAGUUUCUAGAACUAUUUAAAAACAGUAUUAAAUGUUUCUUAGUGUUGCUUGAAUGUCUGACCAUAUGUUGUGAAUGCUGCUAGUAACAAUAGAUUUAUUUGUACUGUAAAUAGAACUAAAGCAACAUUAAUGAUCAAGUGGAAAAGGGUAUAGACAUACAUAUCAAUGGUGGUGGUUGUCAAACAAGACACGGCUGUACCUGUAAACGUUGGACAGGGUUCUGCUUUCUGUUUUAAUAAUUAUCUAUACUGAAUAACUUGAUGCAAUAUUACGACUGAGGGCAAAUCUGCCACCCGUAUAUCCUCUUUUUAAAAGAAAUUGCUCUCUCGAUUAACACCAUCUCUUAAACCCAUUAGUAAAGUGAGCUAAUUUUAAAAGUAACAGAUUAUUGAUUUAUGUAGUUUACUUAAAGAAAUCUCAAAAGGGAAAUCACCAAAAUAUGUAUAAAUAUGAAUAUCUCUGCCAAACGUUGCUGUUUGCAAAUUUUUAACACACCUACCUUUGUCGCCUGUGAUACUUAAGAAGCAGCCACUCCUAGUUUUCAAAGAUUUUAGGGUGCAGAGUGAAGAAGAUUUUUUCUUUGACACGCGCGUCACACUUAACUCUGACAACGGGGUUGUUUAAAAAUCAGUUUUUGAAGAACAUGGCUAUUUUGGGAUUGUCUCCACAACAUUGCCUGCAUCAACUGAGCCUUUAAAAAAAAUUUAUUCAAAAGAGAAGAUAUCUGAUGUUUAUUGGAGAAGUUUAUUGGAAAUGAAUUUAUUUAUUGAAUUAUAAAUGUUUUAUAAUUGCUGUUUGCAUGGUACUCUGUGGCAAUAUUUGUUUUAGUGGUUUCUAUAGUGAUGACUUACAUGUUCAAGGUGCAGAGCGGGGGUUGAAAAAAAGGUUGUCAAAUGUUCUCGCUGGGUUACAGGUUUUGAGAACUUCCGGAGAGACACGGCUAGACCUUGAAAACAAGUCUUUUGCAAAAAAUAAGAAAAAGUAUGAGUUCACUAUAUUGUUACUUGUUAUAUUUCAAUCUUGCUCAAGUAGUCUUAUGUAACGUAAUAGGAGAUUUUUGAGUUUGCGAAUGACUGGGCCUCAGAGAUGGUCAUUUUCACCUUUGUAAAUAUAUAUCACUAAAGUCAGAGACACUGUAACCGACUAGUGUUGUCUUUUGUUGUACACUGUUCUAUCACUGUGGACAAAGUCUUAGAGUUUUGUAAAGAUUACGUGCAAUAUUGUUCUCACAUUGUCCAUUUCUCAUUUUUGUCACAGCUUUGUUAUUUCGUUCUAUAAAAACAAACCGGAGGGUGUCAGCAGUCACUUAUUUCAUCGGAAUGUCUGUCGUCAGGUCUUACGGACAGUAAAGAUUUACAGUGUUCAUCCCAAAUGUGGCUGAGACAGUGAAGCACUUUACACUGAGGGGGGUCCUCUGUGACAGGAUCAGUCUGCAGCGGUGGGAGGUCAAACAAGAGCCAGCCUGCUCUGCACAGACUCUAUCCCACAGUGAUCUCUGGUGGCACACGAGUGUAUUACAGCCAGCUGUGAAGGUCUGAUGCUUCAGACCAUAAAAAAAAAAAAAA
Acanthopagrus latus (yellowfin seabream) is the source of this 8358-nucleotide messenger RNA. It is a transcript of the gene slc12a5a, whose product is annotated as solute carrier family 12 member 5a. Lineage: Eukaryota; Metazoa; Chordata; Actinopteri; Spariformes; Sparidae. The record is from RefSeq and is a predicted model, not a curated record. Gene Ontology annotation, cellular component: membrane. Gene Ontology annotation, molecular function: potassium:chloride symporter activity. The transcript is spliced from 27 exons. Gene Ontology annotation, biological process: cell volume homeostasis; chemical synaptic transmission; potassium ion homeostasis. Bases 916 to 4428 code for a protein of 1170 amino acids.